Molecule: messenger RNA, 2966 nt
Organism: Centrocercus urophasianus (Greater sage-grouse)
Lineage: Eukaryota; Metazoa; Chordata; Aves; Galliformes; Phasianidae
Gene: HCK
Product: HCK proto-oncogene, Src family tyrosine kinase
Exons: 13
Coding region: 759-2243 (494 amino acids)
Biological process (GO): protein phosphorylation; innate immune response; cell surface receptor protein tyrosine kinase signaling pathway
Cellular component (GO): extrinsic component of cytoplasmic side of plasma membrane
Molecular function (GO): signaling receptor binding; ATP binding; non-membrane spanning protein tyrosine kinase activity
Source: RefSeq, a predicted model, not a curated record
UGUGGUGGCAGCAGCAGUGGAUUUGGCUUUGGGACGGGGACCGGGACCCGUGACAGCAGCCAAGGUGUGGUGGCCCCUGGAUGGGAACUGAAGUCUGGGGAUGGCAGGGGGGCAAUGCCAAUGAAAUGGAUGCUGGGGUGCAGGGAAGGAGGAGGUGAUGCCGUGGUGUCGCUUCCUGUCCCCACAUUUGGGCUCAGCCACAGGAGCUGCAGAACAUGAGGUGCACCAGGGGAUCCCCAAUGCUACCAAGUCACUGCAUGGGACAGUGCCUCAAGACGUGGAGAGUGUGAGGUGCUCAGACACAUCUGCUCUGCUGGAGAGCACGGUGGGCAAAGGCUCUGGCUUGCUGUAAAGGACCAGGAGUGAUGGUGACACGGCUGGGAGGUGGCAGUGAUAGUCUCUCGAGGACCGUGGGACUGAGGUGGUGCUGUGCAUGUCCCCCACAGUGCCACAGCCCUUUGCUUCCUCCUUCGCUGCACCCUUCUCCUUUCCCUGGGCUGAGGUCUCUGUCGGAGAGAGGGAAGUGCCUUUUGGGGGCUUUCCCUGCACCACUGCUGCUGGCAGCACAUUUUCCUACUGACAUUUCUUUGGGGGAGAGUCUGGCUUUUGCUUUUGUGGAGCCCAACCUGUUGGUGUGAGCAGGGCUGUGGACACCAGCUGUGCUGGAGUGGGAACUGUGGGUGUGGGGCUUUUGGUGCUGUUGCAACUUCUCCCCUGUCCCCCUCCCCCCCCCCACGCCAUCCUCACACACACACAGGAUGGGUUGCAUGAAGUCAAAGGAAGACAGCAUCCAAGAGAAGAUGCAGUUAGGCCACGAUAAGAAGGACCCUGCGUCUGGCAGCAAGCAACACGAUGAACACGGAGUGUCUGCGCCCCUGCUGGCGGAUGGCUCAGGGGACAACGUGGUGCUGGCACUGUAUGACUAUGAGGCGAUGCACUCUGGAGACCUGAGCUUCCAGAAAGGGGAGCAGCUGCAGGUCCUGGAGCAGCUGGGAGAGUGGUGGCAGGCAUGGUCGCUGGUGACAGGGCGCAAGGGCUUCAUCCCCAGCAACUUCGUCGCCCGAGCAAACUCACUGGAGGUGGAAGAGUGGUUCUUCAAGGGUAUCAGCAGGAAGGAUGCGGAGCGGCAGCUGCUCAGCCCCGGGAACACAUUGGGAUCCUUCAUGAUUCGGGACAGUGAGACGACCAAAGGUUGCUACUCCUUGUCGGUGCGGGAUGGGGACGGCCUGCAGGGAGGCAGCAUCAAGCACUACAGGAUCCGGACACUGGAUAGUGGUGGCUUCUACAUCUCCUCACGCAGCAGUUUUGACACACUGCAGGAGCUGGUGGAGCACUACAAGGGGCAGAGUGAUGGGCUGUGCCAGAGGCUCACCUACCCCUGCAGUGUGCCCAGACCCCAGAAGCCCUGGGAGAAAGAUGCCUGGGAAAUUCCUCGGGAGUCACUGAAGCUGGAGAAGAAGCUGGGAGCCGGGCAGUUUGGAGAAGUUUGGAUGGCAACCUACAACAAGCACACCAAGGUGGCAGUGAAGACAAUGAAACCCGGCAGCAUGUCUGUGAGUGCCUUCCUGGAGGAGGCAAACCUCAUGAAGGGUCUGCAGCACGACAAGCUGGUGAGGCUGCACGCUGUGGUCACCAGGGAGGAGCCCAUAUACAUCAUCACCGAGUUCAUGGAGAAAGGGAGCCUGCUGGACUUCCUGAAGAGUGAGGAAGGCAACAAGCAGCCACUGCCAAAGCUGAUCGACUUCUCUGCACAGAUUGCAGAAGGAAUGGCUUUUAUUGAGAAGAGGAACUACAUUCACAGAGACUUGAGAGCUGCCAACAUUCUCGUGUCAGCGAUGCUGGUGUGCAAGAUUGCAGACUUUGGGCUGGCCAGGAUCAUUGAAGACAAUGAGUACGUAGCUCGGGAAGGUGCCAAAUUUCCCAUUAAAUGGACUGCGCCAGAGGCAAUCAACUAUGGAUCUUUCACUAUAAAAUCUGAUGUCUGGUCCUUUGGGAUCCUCCUGACUGAGAUCAUUACCUAUGGGCGCAUCCCAUACCCAGGGAUGUCGAGCGCGGAGGUGAUCAGAGCUCUGGAGCACGGCUACCGCAUGCCCCGUACGGAAAGCUGUCCUGAGGAGCUCUACGAUGUCAUGAUGAGAUGCUGGAAAACCAAACCAGAAGACCGUCCCACCUUUGAGUACAUGCAGAGCAUUUUGGAGGAUUUCUUUACUGCGACAGAGGGCCAGUACCAGCAGCAGGCAUAGAGCAGAAAGCACGGUGAAGGCAGCGGAGAGCACUGUGCACGCUAUCCCAGCAGCAUAGCACGCACCCUGCUCCUCCCUGUCCCACUUGUGGUGUUCAGUGUGUGCCUUCCUCAUCUGCCAGCCUGGUACAGAAAAUGAUGGCUUCCAGUUAUGGCCUGGUGGGGCAAAAGUGGAGCAGUUCAUUGGAGCCUCUGGGUACAGCACUGCAGCACUUCAUCUCAUCCCUGCCCCGGGGCCCUGCAGAGGUGUCACAUGAACCACAGCUCCCUUUGGGUGUCCCACACACUUCUUGUGGUGCUUCAUCUGCUGAGGGUGAGGAAUGCACACACAGUGGGGCUGAUUGCACCUCAGUGGUAUCAUACAAUCACAGAACCACAGAACACGGUGGGAUGGAAGGGACCCACGAGGAUCACUGAGCCUCUCUGGGACCACCAGCAUGAUGGCUGCCAUCAGCAGCACUGCAGGGCUUUGCACGACGAGCAACGAAUGUUCCUUACGCACUCAGUUUGUCCUUCUGGUUUUCUUAGUAUUUAAUGAUGUGGCAUCUGGGGAAGAAGAGAGGGAGAAUUAUUUUUGUACAGAAUUUUUGUCCCCUACUUCUUACAACAGAGAGACAGCGAUUUUUGUUUUCUCCUCACAUAAAAAAACACCGCUGUUUGCUGGCUUUAAUAUCUGCUUUGAGACGCUUGUUUGUGGUCAAUAAAAUAUUUACGCCGCCCCACA